AUGUAAACAUUAUCAUUUAACCUCCUUACGCAACUAAAUAAAGUACUAAAAAAUGGGUGCCUUAAAAAUUAUUUUAGGUGUCAUUCUUGCAGUCGUAGCACUUUUAAAACUCUACAUUAAGAGUAUUACUCGCAUGUGUAAAAGCCAAGUUUGUCUGGAAGGUAAAAUAGCUGUAGUGACGGGAGCCAAUACCGGAAUUGGUUACGAGACGGCCCUGGACUUCGCUAAACGAGGUGCCAAAGUAAUUUUAGCUUGCAGAAACAAAUCGAAAGCGGAAGAAGCCCGCAGAAAAAUAAUACAAGAAACGCAAAAUGAGAAAAUUUUUGUCCGAAUUGUCGACAUGGCGUCUUUUGAUUCAGUCAGAAAGUUUGCAAAAGAAAUGGAAGAAACGGAGGAUCACAUAGAUAUUUUGGUUAACAAUGCUGGUGCUUAUGCGCUUGAGAAGAAAAGAACUGUCGAUGGACAUCCUCUUCUGAUGCAAGUUAAUUACUUCUCGAGUUUUCUGUUGACUAAUCUAGUGCUAGAUUUGUUAAAGAAGUCAACCGCUGGCCGUAUUGUAAACGUGUCGUCUAUGGCUGGAAAAAGAGCGGACCAGUUUGAUAUUAACAAAAUUGACGAGUUUGCCCCGAAUAAUUCCGACUAUGCCUUUACGAAAUUGUGUAAUAUCUUGUUUACGAUUGAAUUAGCUAAGAAACUUCGUGGUACGAAAGUGACAACAUAUUCCCUCCAUCCAGGGUUCAUAGAAACAGACAUUUUUAACAAUAUUACUGGAUUAAGAAAAUUGCUUUUUAUAAUUAUAAUUAAAUUGUUUUCAAUUACGUGCGAAGAAGGUGCCCAAACCAAUAUUUAUUGUUCAGUGGCUAAAGGAAUUGAGAAAUAUAAUGGUGAACAUUUCAGCUGCUGCGAAAGGGUGGAACCUUACAAGACUGCAAGUGACCCAGAACUGCCUCAGAAACUCUGGGAGAAAACUGAAAAGCUUGUUUUCAAACACAAAAAUCCCUUUUAAGUUUGAAAAAUAUGUAUUAUUGACAUAAAUAAAUGAUUAAAUCAAA
Molecule: messenger RNA, 1052 nt
Organism: Zophobas morio
Lineage: Eukaryota; Metazoa; Arthropoda; Insecta; Coleoptera; Tenebrionidae
Product: retinol dehydrogenase 11-like
Exons: 4
Coding region: 53-1006 (317 amino acids)
Source: RefSeq, a predicted model, not a curated record